CCUCGUCACCACCAUGUACCGCCAGACGUACGACCAGGAUCAGGUCACCUUCUCGCCCAAUGGGAGACUGUUUCAGGUCGAGUAUGCUACGGUGAGUACCACUCUAGCACGCUGACCAGCAUCGCGAGCGAGCCCGAAGUGACUCUCUGACUCUGACCCUCGAUGAUCCUCCUCCUUCUCGCCUCGCCUCGCCUCGCAGGAAGCUGUCAAGCAAGGCUCCGCCGUCGUAGGACUGCGCAGCAAGACCCACUCAGUCCUCGUAGCCUUGAAGCGUGCACCCUCUGAGCUGGCCGAACAUCAGCAGAAGCUCCUCACCAUCGACAGCCACAUGGGCAUCGGAUUCGCCGGACUCACAAACGAUGCAAGGGUACUCAGUAAUUGGAUGCGACAGCUCGCUCUCUCCUCGCGCAUGACUUAUUCGAGGCCUUUGCCCUUGUCAAGGGUGGCGGGAGCCUUGGCGGACAGGGCGCAGCUGAACACUAUGGAGUAUGGGAGGAGGCCGUACGGUGUUGGGUUCCUUGUGGCGGGCUAUGAUGCGUUGGGACCGCACCUCUACGAAUUCUCCCCCGUCGGCACCUGCUUCGAAUACUACGCAAUGUCCCUGGGCGCGCGCAGUCAAUCCGCAAAGACGUACCUGGAGCGCCGGAUCGAUGAGUACAAGGAGGAGACGGACCUAGACAAGGUGGUCAUGCAUGGGCUGUACGCGCUGAGGGAGACACUGCAGCAGGGCAAGGAGCUUGAGCCAGCAAGCGUAUCAGUCGCCGUCGUUGGACCCGGCUCGGAUGGUGACGUCGCCCCUGGCACCAAGCCGCAGAAGUUCCGACUUGUCGAAGGCGAAGAACUCAAGCGCUACCUGGACAAGAUGGAGAAGAGGAGGAACGCAGCCAAUGUCAAUGCGCCCGCUACUGCAGCUGCCGCGACUGCUGCUACAGGCCAGCCUUCAGCAGCUGAGACUGGCGCGGCGGGAGACAGUGCUGGUACGGCGACGCAGGGGGAGAGUGGGGCACAGCCGGGCCAGCAACCGGGAGACGGGAGUGGGGGGGAUAGGAUGGAGGAGUGACGAGGCGACUGAAUGACAUUGGUCUGUCGACUUCAGUUCAAUCACUAGUCAUUCGAUCGCACAGUCCGUCGUCU
This is a messenger RNA of Jaminaea rosea, 1134 nucleotides long. Its product is annotated as N-terminal nucleophile aminohydrolase. The transcript is spliced from 3 exons. Gene Ontology annotation, cellular component: nucleus; proteasome core complex; proteasome core complex, alpha-subunit complex. Lineage: Eukaryota; Fungi; Basidiomycota; Exobasidiomycetes; Microstromatales. The record is from RefSeq and is a predicted model, not a curated record. The coding region runs from base 329 to 1060 and encodes 243 amino acids.